Molecule: messenger RNA, 498 nt
Organism: Oikopleura dioica
Lineage: Eukaryota; Metazoa; Chordata; Appendicularia; Copelata; Oikopleuridae
Source: the annotation of a GenBank genome assembly
AUGAAAAACGUUGACAACCAGAAAACGUUUGAAGAAAUCGCCCAAAAUGUGUUGGACAAUUUCAACGGAGACGAGUCAAGAUACACCUAUCUGACUCCAUCAGAAUGUCGCGAACUUCAAAACUUCAUCGAUGACGACUGGCAAAUAAAACGAGAAUGCUCGAAAAACCCGGUCGCCUUCGCCGAUUACAUGGAAGACUGGGCUUCCACUGAAAAUUGCCAAAAAGCAGCCGCAAAAUUUCCAGAAAAAGAUCCCAAGCAAUACAUUUUAACUGAGGAGGAAUGCGACGAGGCUCAAGAUUUCAUCGAUAAUGAUGAUUAUUUUGCCGAGAUUUGCGACACCUACUCGGAAUACGAGAGUUUCGCUGACUACGCGGAAGACUACAUGGACGGCCUUUUCCCUACUUGCGAUAUUACUUAUUGCUCUGGAGCCGAGGCGACCAAACUCGUCAGGAGCAGCAUUUUCUUCUUUUUGAUGAUGUUUUUCUUGAUGAAAUAA